GCGCGCUCUGCGAUUGGUGAAUCAGAAUAGAGGGCGGGGCUUCUGGAAAAGUAAUCCGGAAAUGCCGGAACGACUAUUUCAACGUGUUCAACGAUUCUAGUCCGUGAACUUAAUAUGGCCGGAACCAGAACCGGAAGUGAGAGCUCAUCACAUCGAGUCCUGAGAAUCAGCCAGCUGGACGCUUUCGAGCUGGACGAUGCCCUAGAGCAGCUGGUCUGGUCCCAGUUCGCUCGCUGCUUCCAGCAUUUCAAACCAGGCCUGCUGACUCGCGUGGAGCCGGAGCUCAAAGCUCUGCUGCAGCUCCUGGUGUGGAGGUUCACUGUGUAUUCCGGCAGCGCUACCGUUGGCCAGACGCUUCUCAACAUCCGCUACCACAACACGCUCAUCGCCGGACAGAAAUACAGGUCUCUGAGCAAGAAGCAGAAACUGUGGUUCGCUUUGCUGACGGUGGGCGAGAAGUGGUUAAAGGAACGUUCUCACAGCUUGUUCCUCAGCCACGGGACGCAGUCCGGGUUCCGGAAAGCACGUCAAGCUUUAGCGUUGGUUAGCAGUGUGGGAAAAGUGGCUAGCCUGCUCAAUUUCAUGCUCUUUCUUCAAAGCGGGACGUUUCCCACUCUGACGGAGAGGACGCUGGGAGUGCGGCCGGUCUUCGUCCGGGAUCAGAGCGGCCGCGAAAUCAACUUCCACUACAUGAACCGGGAGCUGCUGUGGCACGGCUUCGCCGAGUUCCUCAUCUUUCUGCUGCCGCUGAUCAACGUGUGGAAGCUGAAGACACGCGUGUCCACGCUGUUCUCCGUUUCGGAUCACAGCGACGGGAAAUCCGGGAAGUCCAACAGACGCUCAGAGUGUGGGAUAUGCGCCGAAUGGCCCGUCAUGCCUCACGCUAUCGGGUGCAGCCACGUCUUCUGCUACUACUGCAUCAAGAGCCACGCGGCCGCGGACGUCUUCUUUACCUGUCCCAAAUGCGGUGCCGAGGUCACCUCCGUACGGCCCGUCGAUGUUCAAGUAGAAAUGGCAGAAAGGCAACAGACGUGAUAUGCCCCCCUCACCGGCACCCACCCCACCCCUGUCGACAACACGUCGUCGACGGCAACCGUAAUGUGAACUUCUGUUGGAAUCCCUAGAGAGCGGCUGAUGAAAGACUUCAGCUUGUGCCUUUUUGUUGGCAUGAAAUAUGCAA
Molecule: messenger RNA, 1180 nt
Organism: Hemibagrus wyckioides
Lineage: Eukaryota; Metazoa; Chordata; Actinopteri; Siluriformes; Bagridae
Gene: pex2
Product: peroxisomal biogenesis factor 2
Exons: 2
Coding region: 115-1035 (306 amino acids)
Biological process (GO): protein import into peroxisome matrix
Cellular component (GO): peroxisomal membrane
Molecular function (GO): zinc ion binding
Source: RefSeq, a predicted model, not a curated record